Messenger RNA from Corythoichthys intestinalis (scribbled pipefish), 2078 nucleotides. Its product is annotated as serine/threonine-protein phosphatase 4 regulatory subunit 2-like. Lineage: Eukaryota; Metazoa; Chordata; Actinopteri; Syngnathiformes; Syngnathidae. Gene Ontology annotation, cellular component: protein phosphatase 4 complex; cytoplasm; nucleus. The record is from RefSeq and is a predicted model, not a curated record. Gene Ontology annotation, molecular function: protein phosphatase regulator activity. The transcript has 9 exons. The coding region runs from base 130 to 1338 and encodes 402 amino acids.
UACUUCCGUAUUUGUGUGACGUCAGUGUAGACAUGCGCAGUUUUCACCCGGACUAGCUUUGUUAUUUUGCUACAAGCUAUUGCUAACUCGCCAGUAUAGUAUUAUUUACUUCCUUUACCAGAGGCAGCGAUGGACACCGGGGCGUUAUUGGAAGCAUUUCAAGAUUUUGAGAAGAAAGAAAAAAGGGAUAUCAACCCAUUAUUGGAACAAUUUUUGUGUCAUGUGGCCAAGACAGGAGAAGCAAUGAUUCCAUGGUCACAAUUUAAAUCCUACUUCAUGUUUAAGAUGGAGAAAGUCAUUGAUGAUUUUCAUUCCUCGACACCUGAGCAGAGAAGCCCGCACAAUCCUAAUGUAGAGCAGGUUUCUUUCGAGGAGAUGAAGAAGAGGAUAUUAAAAAUAGUUGACAGCUUGAAUGGAAUCCCAUUCACCAUUCAGCGUCUGUGUGAGCUGCUCACUGACCCCAAGCGAAACUAUACAGGAACAGAUAAGUUUCUCAGGGGUAUAGAAAAGAAUGUAAUGGUGGUCAGCUGUGUCUACCCUCCAUCUGAGAAAAAUGGGACAUCCAGUUCUAAUCGAAUGAAUGGGGUGAUGUUUCCUGGUACUGCUUCUGUACACUCAGACAGCAGAAAUGUGAAUGGACCAAGCAUGCCAAAACAGCUCAACAGGCCAAAGAUUUCUUUGUCUCCAUCGACGCUUUCUACCAAUGGUCUCCCUGAGUGUGCAGUCAGCAAGGAGCCAGAGCCCACUCCAGAGCAAGAGCCGGCGCGCUGUGUCAGCGCCGACCCUUCACUAUUAGGGGGUGAUGUCACUCACAGUCGGACAAAGAAUCGACACACUGAUGAAGAAGAGCUAGAGGACGAUUCUGACGCUGAAAAGCACAAGAGCAAGAGGCUAAAGGUCAACGAAAAGCAAGAGGAUAACGACACAACCACUGAAAACAAGGAAUCCUCAUGUAAAGGCACACAGAAAUCAGCGGCGAGUGAAUCAUCAGAAAGCUCAUGCAAUCAAGAAUACAAAAGUGAAACAUCUUGUCGCACAAAGUCCAUUAUAGAUGAUCCAGGGCCAAUUAGUGCACCAACAGAAGCGUGUGGAAAGGAGGCGGAUGAGAAGGAGAACUCCUACUGUGACAGCACUGUUCAUCAAUUGCAGCGACAGCUGAAGGAGAAUACGCUCUCUGAGCGUAACACUGGUGAAAGCAGCAGUAGCAGCGAUGGAGACCGCCUGCCCAGCGUCAAACUGGCCCUCUCAUCUGUCAAUUCACCAAACUUGUCAACAGGGGGCGAUGCAGACAAUUCAAACUGCACAAAGACUAAACUCGAGCCUGGGGAAAGUGACUAAGAAUCCUGCUGACAUAACUGACUCUUGACUCUGUAUACCUCCAAGGGUAUACUGUAUCACUGUGGAGCGACAAGCUGCAGGAUAAGGAGUAAUUUUGACUUGGAUGUUCCUCACAUGAGGAACUUUUGUCCACGUUCAAUAGGAGCUGGUUGGUCAAAUAUCAGCUAGUCGCCAAACUGGAUUAAGGAAUUUUUUCACUGACAGUAUUUUGUUAUGUUUUUUUUCUAUGGCCCCGACCAUCAAGUUCAUAUCGAACCCCUCAUCAUGUGAGCUAUGUUUAAUAACAUUGGCAUGUAUUUCCAAAUGAUAAUUUGCUGAAGUUUUAUCCUAAUUAUAGUCAGAUGCACAUCUGGCUGCUCCUUAAUGAACUUUUUAAAAAAUUAUUAAUUACCACUGCACUUAUUAGCACCGGUUCCGUGAAGGACAGUUCAAUUGACUGCAGUAAAAUCCUUUCAGCAUAACUUUCCUUCAGUCCUUCCUUUUAAUGGCUUAGUUAUGCCAUGCCUUGUUUUUGAUAACCCUGAUUUUUACAGGACUGCACUGGCCUGUAUGUGUGUUCAUGUCACAAAGUAAAAUAUCUGAAAAAUGACAUUUUAUUGUAUUCAUGGAAAGCAAUACGUCAUGUUCUAAAGUCAUUCAAAUUUGCAACAACAUAACAUUUGUGUAAUGUAUCGAAAGUAUUGAACACAAGGAGAACAAAACCCUGACAGAAAAAUAAAAAUUAUUAUAUUGAUAGGCUU